Messenger RNA from Paramuricea clavata, 513 nucleotides. The record is from the annotation of a GenBank genome assembly. Lineage: Eukaryota; Metazoa; Cnidaria; Anthozoa; Malacalcyonacea; Plexauridae.
AUGUUGAUGAUGUCGUGGGGUCGGAGACAUCACCAGAGAAAGUCAAGAAAGUGGUCGAUGGUAUUGAUACCAUUUUGGGGACCUUUGGGGAAAGGCAAGUUUGCCAUCAAAGCGUGGCACAGCAACAGCUCAGAGAUUGAUCAAGAUGGCAACGAGAAUCCAGUGAGUUUACUGGGUCAUCAAUGGAAAAAGAAAGCUGAUAGCAUUGCUUUGAAGAGCGAGACAGUGUAUACAGAUCUCAGUUAUUGUACAAAACAAAAGGCUCUUGGUGUGGUGUCUCAACUGUGGGAUCUGCUAGGAUGGAUGGCACCAGUUACAAUUCGGUUUCGAAUUGAUCUCCAGAAUCUAUAUCAGUGGGAUGAGGUAUUACCACCUGAAGAAAAGUUAAAAUGGCAAAAGAAUGUCGGAGUUGGUGAUCUUGUAUUAGAAAUCGAUGGGAAUUGCAAGAGAGGUGAGUGGCAAAUGGCAUUGGUGGAAGAAGUAUUUCCUGGUGGUGAUAAUCUUGUUUGUAAA